Messenger RNA from Gavialis gangeticus (Gharial), 1896 nucleotides. RefSeq names its product ribonuclease P/MRP subunit p40 (gene RPP40). The transcript is spliced from 8 exons. Lineage: Eukaryota; Metazoa; Chordata; Crocodylia; Gavialidae. Gene Ontology annotation, molecular function: ribonuclease MRP activity; ribonuclease P activity. The record is from RefSeq and is a predicted model, not a curated record. Gene Ontology annotation, biological process: tRNA 3'-end processing; endonucleolytic cleavage in ITS1 to separate SSU-rRNA from 5.8S rRNA and LSU-rRNA from tricistronic rRNA transcript (SSU-rRNA, 5.8S rRNA, LSU-rRNA); tRNA 5'-leader removal. Bases 140 to 1234 code for a protein of 364 amino acids. Gene Ontology annotation, cellular component: ribonuclease MRP complex; multimeric ribonuclease P complex.
CAGCCCCGGAAGUAGCUGCAGGGAAGCGCAGGAAAGCCGCCGGAAGUGAGUUCACGAGCUCCUUCCGCCAGCCCCGGUUCGGUGACACCGCCCGGCCCGGCUCCUGAUUGGUGGCUGGGGGUUUGGCGCCGGCUGCAGCAUGUCGGCGCCGCUGCGGAGGCUCCGCGAAACCCCGCGGCACCUGCUGGUCUGCGAGAGGAGCCACGUGCGGCAUGAGCGCUCCCGCCACGCCGCGCGCGUGCGGGGCCACGCCUACAACUGCCGCGUGUCAUUUUUGAUUCCUGAAUGUGGCAUGCUUCCAGAACCUCUGAAAAGUGUUACCGCAGAUAUGGGAGAGUACUACCUGGUGAAGAAUUUACCCCUUCAUGAAUUGGUUGCACAGGAAUUUAUCAGUGCAUUUGUAAAGACAGGUUCAUGCUAUGCUCUUACAUACAACACAAGAAUUGAUCAAGAUAAUACUGCUGCUCUACUACCAACGGGAAAACUAAUUAUAUCUGUGGACAAGGAUACUUAUGAGGAACUUGGACUACAGGGUCAUCCAUCUCGGUACUCUGGCAAAAAAGUAAUGAGAUAUAUUAUAACCAUUGACUUGACUGACUCAGCCUUUCAUUCUGAUAGCAAGAAAUAUAAAAGAGUUCUUUGGGCCUUAAGAGACAAGAAACCUUUGGAAUUUGAUUUUCUACUGUCCUGGCAUCACACAGGUGCUGAUGGAUCAACAUUGAUGUCAUACUUUUCCAAACACCAAAUACAGGCUCAUCAGCCAAAAAUAACAUUCAGCACAUUAAGAAAUUUGCAAUGUCCAGUGCUGGAUAGCAAUGAACUGCAAGGAAAGCCAGAAGAAUCAUGCAGUGCACAGGAACUAUUUGAAUGGCUAGGUGCUGUCUUCAGUAAUGUUGAAUUAGACAACAAGUCAUUUAGUUUUGUAUCAACUUAUUGCUGCCCUGAGCCCAGCACUAUGAUGGACCAAGCUUAUUUGUGCACAAUCACUGGGUUCAUACUUCCAGAGAAGAUAAUUCAGUUACUGGAUCAGCUCUGUUCUUAUUUUGAUGAACCCAAACUGGCCCAAUGGGUGACCUUAACUGUGCAUGGUUUUGCAGACAGCCCUGUUUCCUGGAGAGAAAAUGAACAUGGUUUCCAAAAGGGAGGAGAGAACUUGUACAAUUUUGUUGUUUUUAGGAGCUUGGACUACUGGCUUCAAAUGGCUGUUGGAGCCAAUGAUGAUUGUCCACCUUAACAUUCUGCCCACAGGAAAAUUUUGAUCCAAAAAAGAGUGUAAUGAUGUCUGAUAAGAUAUGCUUAUAUGAUGAUCAUUCAACCGCUUAACUCUUGAAAGGACAUGUAUAUAUCUGUUUAUUAUUUACCAUUUCUUAAAGAUCAUCUACAAAAGAAGACAAGGACCUUUGCUUCUUUAUAAUGAAUGAAGCUUUCUGAAAGGCUUUCAAAUUAAAAGAAAGAAAACAAACAAUCCCUCCUGCUUGUUGCUUUACAAUGGAAAUUUGAGUUUUGUCCAACGAGGGAGAGUCUUAGGUAGUUAGUGAACUUAGUAGGAUUAUGACGUGACAGAUACCAAGAUAGUAAAGCCUGCCUGAGAGAAAAGUGAUUUUUAUAUUGAUGGUUUUUAAAUUAUUUCCGUUUACCUAUUUUAACUAAAAUACUUGGAGCUGAAUCCUUAAAGAGCUUUGCACCCAUCUCUGUAUUGUAAGAUCCAUAAAAAGCUCCCAGGUUUCAUCUUGAGACAUCCAGCUUGUCUAGUGACAGAAACAGAAAAGCAGACUUAUUUUUUUAAAAAGCAGGGAGAUCUCUUAUACACACAGCAGAGUAGAGCAGAAGCCACAGACUCACUAUAUCUGUUGAGGAAGGGAGGGAGGAGAGCAAUCCUUGUCAUUUAGCAUCAAU